CAUUGAGUGUUGCAAGUUUCACGAGAGGCUCUUCUUUUUUUCCUUUUCGUUUUCUUCGUCAACCACAAUUCGAAGGAUAUCGACGAGUCGGCAAGAUGGCGCCCCUCACCUACUCCAAGACCUCCAAGGUCCCCAACCGUCCCUUCGAGGCCGCCCGUCUUGACUCCGAGCUUAAGCUCGUUGGCGAGUACGGUCUCCGCAACAAGCGUGAGGUCUGGCGUGUCCAGCUUACCCUCUCCAAGAUUCGUCGUGCUGCCCGUCAGCUUUUGACCCUCGACGAGAAGGACCCCAAGCGUCUCUUCGAAGGCAAUGCCCUCAUUCGCCGUCUCGUGCGCGUCGGUGUCCUCGACGAGUCCCGCAUGAAGCUCGAUUACGUCCUGGCCCUGAAGGUCGAGGAUUUCCUUGAGCGCCGCCUCCAGACUUGCGUCUACAAGCUCGGUCUCGCCAAGUCGAUCCACCACGCCCGUGUCCUCAUCCGCCAGCGUCACAUCCGCGUCGGCAAGCAGAUCGUCAACGUCCCCUCCUUCAUCGUCCGUCUCGACUCCCAGAAGCACAUCGAUUUCGCUCUUACCUCGCCCUUCGGUGGUGGCCGCCCCGGCCGUGUCCGCAGAAAGAAGGCCGCUGCCGCCGAGUCCAAGGGUGACGGUGGUGACGACGAGGAGGAUGAUGAGUAAAUGCAUCGCCAUUUAUGCUAAGGAUUGGUCAAAAAAACUCUGGGAAUGGUUGGCAAGCCAAAUACCAACCAUUGGGAUCAUCGGGGUGUUUAUAGUCACGGCGUUCGCCAGAGGCAAAAUGGAAUGAUUGCAUCAAAUACGGAUACCACGAAUGAAUGUUACACAAAAGUCUUUUUCUUGUUCAGUUCAGGGCACCUCGAGGCAUCGUCUUGCAUGCGAACGUUUGACAGGGAAAUGGGUAUCAUGUUUGUCCAAUGCAAUGCUCAUAAGCCAUGCCUACAUACCUAGGUAGUCUAGACCAAUUCAUCCUUGCCCAGGAACUUGGCCA
Colletotrichum acutatum is the source of this 1002-nucleotide messenger RNA. Its product is annotated as 40S ribosomal protein S9. The record is from RefSeq and is a predicted model, not a curated record. Lineage: Eukaryota; Fungi; Ascomycota; Sordariomycetes; Glomerellales; Glomerellaceae. The coding region runs from base 96 to 674 and encodes 192 amino acids. Gene Ontology annotation, cellular component: cytosolic small ribosomal subunit. Gene Ontology annotation, molecular function: rRNA binding; structural constituent of ribosome. Gene Ontology annotation, biological process: ribosomal small subunit biogenesis; translation. The transcript is spliced from 4 exons.